Molecule: messenger RNA, 594 nt
Organism: Trypanosoma rangeli
Lineage: Eukaryota; Euglenozoa; Kinetoplastea; Trypanosomatida; Trypanosomatidae
Exons: 1
Coding region: 1-594 (197 amino acids)
Source: RefSeq, a predicted model, not a curated record
AUGCUAUUUCCACUGCCAAGGAAAUAUUACUUUCUGGUACACGAUGCGGUAUGCAAGGUGGUGGGUGUGGAUGUGGAGAUCGCUGCCUUCGUGUCGUCCAAGGGGAAAUUUCAGUGCGACAUGCUUGUUAACGCCAGCGCCACUGACCCUGAGCUGGCGGAUCGCGCGGGCGGCCGGAACGCCUAUGUGCGGGACUUUGCUCUGGGGCUACAGCGGUAUUUAGGCAGCUGUGAUGUUGUUGUGCGGCGUCGGCGCCUGGACGUCGUGUUUCUGGACCGCGAGGUGCUGCAGCUCGCGUUGGGUGCCUCACGGCGGACGAUCAACAACCUGCAGAGCGGGGAAAGCAUCAACGCGGAGCCUGAGUGGACGCACCGUAACCGCCUUCGUAUCUUCCUUGGCUACGACGAGGACCUCUUCCGCAGCGCCUGCGAUCUCAAGAUGAACAUCGCCGCCCGCCUGAUGGAAAAGUGGGUCUUUGACACUUACUAUGACCCCGCGCGCUGCGGAAGCGUGGAUCAGUUUCUGCAGACGGAGUGUCCACCGGUGUCGUACUGGCAGGCCCACGGCUACACGCACACGCUGGCGGGGGAGUAA